AUUUUUGUUUAAAUAAAUUAUUUUUAAUUUAUAAUUAAGUACGGUAAUAUUUUUUCCACAAUGAUUUUGAUGCCAAAGGAUUCCGCAAAAUUUAUAAAUUUAUAUUCUAAAAAUGUUUUUAUUGAAAAUGAAGGAGUCAAAAAUGUUGCUUAUGCGGUUUUAAAAGGUUUUAAGGAUGGUAAAAUAAGUGUAAAUAAUUUUUCUCAAUGUCAAUUUCACCCUUCUCCUGAAGAUCCAAAAGCAGUUGAUUGGAUAUUUAUUUUGAAUACAUUAAAUUAUUCCUUUUGGAAUGAAAAAAAUUGUCCAAAAUGGACAGUUAAUAAUCAAACUGGAUAUUUUGCAUUAUGUGCUGCUAUUAAAAGAGCUAUAAAUGAGGGGAAACCUAUAGUUGAUCCCAAGUAUUAUUCUCAAAUAACGAGAUCCGAAGCUGAAUAUAUUUUUCGUGGCGAUACAGAAACUAAUAUUCCGCUGUUAGACGAAAGAGUAAAAUGCUUGCGAGAUGCUGGAAAAGUUUUAUUAGAAAAGUAUCAAGGUACUUUUGUUAACUGUGUCAAAUUGAGCUCUCACUCAGCUCAAAAUUUACUCAGAUGUAUAGUGAAGGAAUUUGAAUCUUACCAAGAUGAGGCAGACUAUAAAAUUCACAGAGGUAAACUUAUGUUUAUUCCGAUGAAAAAGAAUUGUAUUAAAAAAUUCUUUCAUGAAAGAGGCAAAUGCGAUAAUAAUUGUUUUCGUUUUUCAGUCAGUUUUUACAAGAGGGCUCAGAUACUGGUGGGCGAUAUUUGGGCCUGCUUCAAAGGGGAGGGGAUUGGCGAAUUCUGGGACAUAGAUUAUCUCACGAUGUUCGCCGAUUAUCGUAUUCCCCAAAUCCUCCUACAUUUUGGUGCUAUUCGUUACAGCAACACUCUCAUGAGUAAGCUAGAAUCUGAUAUAGAGUUAGAAAACGGUAGUGAUGAGGAAAUUGAAAUUCGUGGUUGCACGAUAGAAGUGAUCGAACGAGUCAAAUAUGAAGUGAAAGAUCUAAUCGAGCGUUGUCCUAAAGAGAAAAAAAAUCAGUUAAAAUCAAAUAUUAAUUCUGUUCUGAUCGAUCAUUUCCUGUGGAAUUAUCGGCGAGAACACGAAGUUGAAUUAGAAAUUGUACCGUAUCAUAAAACUAGAUGCAUAUAUUAUUGAAUACUGUUUCAACAAAAAAAUAUAUAUAUAUAUAUUUGAAAAUAGCAUAUCAAUGCAAUGAUUUUACAAGUUAUGAUCUUUUUUUAUAUUUUUUAUAAUUCUUUGAAAGAGAUAGUAUUUUUAUGAUUAUGUAGAAUAUAUCCAUAAAAGAUACUAGACAGUUAGACAUAUACACACACACACACACAUAUGUAUGUGCAAAUAUUCGAAUAAAAUAUG
Messenger RNA from Apis laboriosa (Himalayan honeybee), 1389 nucleotides. Its product is annotated as queuosine salvage protein. The transcript has 5 exons. The record is from RefSeq and is a predicted model, not a curated record. Lineage: Eukaryota; Metazoa; Arthropoda; Insecta; Hymenoptera; Apidae. The coding region runs from base 61 to 1170 and encodes 369 amino acids.